AUGGAUGAUCAAAGACCAAUCAUUCUUUGGGCCCAUGCGAGAUCGCUUUCUACUGUCUUUGAACGGCCGUUCCUUCAGCUUCCUCUAAAAUACCAUGUCAUUCACGAACCUUUAGUACCAAUUGGGGUUGCAUACAUGGCGAAUAAUGUAGAUUUUUUAAAUAAUAUUCCAUUGCCUAAACCUAACGAUCCGAUUACCUUGGCACAUCAUUUAUCACCCACUCUCAAUGAAAUUCUUGCACCACAUUAUUAUCAAGGAGAUCAGACCCGGCCGCUAAGGGUAUUUGUGAAAGACCUUGCGACCAUCUUUUUACAUGCGUCCGAGGGAAAUUUGCUCAGAUCUAGGGAAAUUCUCCUAAAGUUUAAGCAUACGUUCCUAAUUCGUGACCCUGAAAAAUCCGUAAAAUCUUAUUACAAUGCCGCAAAUGCCACGUACCAAGCUUGGGAUAAGGCCGGCAUAUCAAGUUGCGAAAGAGUUGAACUCUUCUCUGCCAAUCUUAUUGGGCUCAAAGAGUUGAGAGCUUUUUACGAUUUGAUUAAGGGAGAAACCGGGGAGGAAAUUCCUUUGGUGGAUGCAGAUGAUCUAAUCCAAGAGCCGGAAAUAAUUUUGAGGAAGUAUUGCGAAAUGGUUGGGGUGGAAUUUGAGAGAGGAAUGCUCGAGUGGAAAGCGGAAAGAGUGGAAGCAUGGGAUGCAAAUAUUUCGAGUAUACCUGAUGUUCCGGGUUUAUAUGAUAUAUGGCACGGGAAUUCAUCGCAAAGCACUGGAUUCAAUAAAUCGGUUAAGAAAGAGCAAAGGGAAGUGGAUUAUCCACAAUAUGUUUACGACAUUAUCGAUGAGAAUAAAGUUCAUUACGAAUAUUUGCUUCAGCAUAAGAUUAAAAUUUCGUGA
This is a messenger RNA of Acaulospora morrowiae, 888 nucleotides long. The record is from the annotation of a GenBank genome assembly. NCBI's taxonomy places the organism in Eukaryota, Fungi, Glomeromycota, Glomeromycetes, Diversisporales, Acaulosporaceae.